Messenger RNA from Phyllostomus hastatus (greater spear-nosed bat), 2513 nucleotides. It is a transcript of the gene CDT1, whose product is annotated as chromatin licensing and DNA replication factor 1. Gene Ontology annotation, cellular component: nucleus. Gene Ontology annotation, biological process: DNA replication checkpoint signaling; regulation of DNA-templated DNA replication initiation; mitotic cell cycle. NCBI's taxonomy places the organism in Eukaryota, Metazoa, Chordata, Mammalia, Chiroptera, Phyllostomidae. Gene Ontology annotation, molecular function: DNA polymerase binding; DNA binding. The coding region runs from base 75 to 1739 and encodes 554 amino acids. The record is from RefSeq and is a predicted model, not a curated record. The transcript is spliced from 10 exons.
CUCCUGCUUCUUCGUUCCCGCUGUCUGGCUUCCCCUGCCCUGUUCCCGCUCCCGGCCCGGGUCUCAUCCUCGUCAUGGCUCAGCGCCGCCUCACUGACUUCUUUGCGCACCGCCGCCCGGGACCCCGAGCCGCGUUGUCGCGUACCAAGCCGACUUGGGGCACCCCGAGCUCCGCCAAGCCCGCGCCCCACGUCCGCGUUCCCAACUCGGGCGGCAGGCGCAAGCGCGCCCGCCUGCCCGACGAUCCCGCGUGCAAUGAGCCCACGCGCGACGAACCCGCGCCGCCCGCACGCAGGAAGCUGAAGUUGACCGCGGAUGUGGUCCCUGGCCCUGGCUCUGCAGAGGCCCCUAGCUCCCCGGAGCACUCCUCUCUGAGCAAGAAGACAAAGAAGGUUGCCCUCUCAGCAGGUCAACUGCCCAGACUGGCACCCCAGGAGGACAAGGUCCCCUCAAAAAUCACCUUCUCAGAAUUCAAGUCGUGCCUGAAACGGGCCCGGGAGCUGGGCGCACGGGUCCAGGAGCUGAAGGCAAGUGCCCAGAGGAAUGAUGCUGGGGAACCCAGCGCGCUGGAGGCCAAUGGGCACUCAUCCAGGCCAAGUGAAGAAAAGGCACCUGCCUAUCAGCGCUUCCAUGCCCUGGCCCAGCCAGGGCCUCCUGGCCUUGUGCUGCCCUAUAAGUACCAGGUGUUGGCUGAGAUGUUUUGCAGUAUGGACACCAUUGUGGGCAUGCUCUUCAACCGCUUGGAGACUGUGACCUUUGCCAAGGUCAAGAAGGGCGUCCAGGAUAUGAUGCGCAAGCGCUUUGAGGAGCGCAAUGUGGGCCAGAUCAAAACCGUGUAUCCUGCUUCCUACCGCUUCCGCCAGGAGCGCAAUGUUCCCACAUUCAAGGAUGAUGUCAAGAGGUCUGAUUACCAGCUCACCAUCGAGCCACUGUUAGAUCAGGAGGAUGGCAACACAGCCACCCAGCUCACAGCCUCACACCUUCUGCAGCGACGACAGGUCUUCAGCCAGAAUCUGGUGGAGCGCGUCCGUGAGCACCACAGGGUAUUCCUGGCCUCCCUGAGCCCCCCCAUGGUGGUACCCGAGGACCAGCUGACACGCUGGCACCCCCGCUUCAAUGUGGAUGAAGUGCCUGACAUCGAGCCUGCUGAGCUGCCCCAGCCACCCACCACUGAGAAGCUGGCCACCGCUCAGGACGUGCUGGCCCGAGCCCGCAGCCUGAUGUCACCCAGGAUGGAGAAGGCCCUGAGUGACUUGGCCCUGCGCAGAGCUGAGCCCAGCAGCCCUCUGUCCUUCAGCCCAGCACUGCCAGCCACCCCACCGCCCACUCCACCCGCUCCCCUGAAGGGGGUGUCCCAGGACCUGUUGGAGCGGAUCAGGGCCAAGGAGAUGCAGAAGCAGCUGGCACAGAUGACACGGCGUCCAGAGCAGGAACAGAGGUUGCAGCGGCUUGAGCGGCUGCCUGAGCUCGCCCGGGUGCUGCGUAGCAUCUUUGUGUCCGAGCGCAAGCCAGCACUCACCAUGGAGGUUGCCUGUGCCAGGAUGGUGAGCAGCUAUCACGUGGCCAUGAGCCCAGGGGAGAUGGAGAAACAUGUGCAGCUCCUAUCUGAACUGCUGCCAGACUGGCUUAGCCUGCACCGCAUCCGCAUGGACACAUAUGUCAAGCUGGAUAAGGCUGCUGACCUGGCAGGUGUCACUGAACGGCUGGCUCGCCUUACCCGUGCCGAGGAGGUGCUGUGAGCCUGAUGGCUGUGCACUAACACACAUGUGAGCUCAAGCUCUGGCCAGGCCCUGGAUGCCUGUUUUAUUCUUGAAGAAUGUAAUGCACUUUGCUCCCCCAUUCCCGAGUCCCCAUGAGUGUCAGAGGUUUAGCUGGGCUCUGGCUGCAGGGCCUGGGGAAAUUCUCUGGCCAGUGUGGGUGGUGUGCCCACCUCACAUAGUAUGCUGUCAUUAAACUGGUUUCACUAGGCUUUGUCUUUCGCUGCAUGGAAUGCAGGUGUAGGGUGGCUUCAGUGCCUACCAGAGUGGGUUUGGGCAGUGUGGUUGGCAGAAUAACCCCCUCCCCCAAACCCAUGGAGGGAUCCUGAGACUGUACUGAACAUAUAUGGAUGAGUCUAUUCCCUCGUAGAGUAUAACAACUGUUUAGUGCAGAGGUUAUAUGUAAAUACAGUGCUAUUUUUUUUUAAUCCUUGCUUAAGGACAUUUUUUCAUUGCUCGAGAGAAGGAGAGAAGUAUCAAUGUGAGAGACAGGCAUUGAUUAGUUGCCUCCAGUACAUGCCUGGACUGGGGAUCAAACCCACCUUUUGGUUAUGGGACACUCCAACCAAGCCAUACUGGCCAAGGCAUAAAUAAUAUGCCAUUUUAUACAAGGGACUUCUAAAGUUUUAAGCCUCCAAAUUUGCAUCUUCUGAUGCAGCAAUGGGCAACCAAGCCAAUUUGAGCAGCACCUGCUUCCUGCAUCAGCCUGCUCCCCUACCAGAGACGAGAACCAUAAAUUGCUAUAAAUGCUCUGAA